AUGGGCAAGAAACGCGUAUUGAUUACCUACGGCGUUGAUGUCGAUGCCAUCUCCGGAUGGCUAGGAUCAUACGGUGGAGAGGAUUCGACCAGCGACAUUAGCCGCGGCUACUUUGCCGGCACAGUUGGCACUCAGCGAAUGCUCAAGCUGUUUAAGAAAUACAACAUCAAGUCCACUUGGUUCAUCCCAGGCCACUCCUUGGAAACCUUCCCCGAGGACAUGGCAGCUGUUCGCGACGAUGGCCACGAAAUCGGCUUGCACGGCUAUUCCCACGAGAACCCAAAGGAUAUGACUUAUGAGCAACAGCGGGAUGUUUUGGACAAGAGUUACAGGCUCCUCACGGAAUUUUGCGGAAAGCCCCCGCGUGGAAGUGUCACGCCUUGGUGGGAAGUCAGUACAGAAGGCGUCAACCUUCUUCUGGACUAUGGCAUCGAGUACGAUCACAGCCUGGGUGACCAUGACUGCCAGUGUUUCUACACGCGUGUUAAUGACAGCUGGACCAAGAUCGACUAUACCAAGAACGCUGAAACAUGGAUGAAACCUUUUGUGAGGGGCAAUCCUUCAGGUUUGGUGCAGAUUCCGGGAACCUGGUAUAUUGAUGACCUACCCCCCAUGAUGUUCAUUAAGUCUUCAGCGAAUAGCCAUGGAUGGGUCAAUCCGCGUGACGUCGAAGAUAUCUGGCGCGACACAUUCGACUACUAUUACCAGGAGUAUGACGAGUUUGUAUUCCCUAUAACUAUCCACCCGGACGUAUCUGGGCGUCCGCAAGUAUUGUUAAUGCACGAAAGGCUUAUCCAAUACUUCCUGAAGCAUGAGGGAGUUGAGUUUGUCACAUUUGCGGAAGUUUGUGACGAUUUCAAAAGCAAGAAUCCUCCGCCGCCAGAUGCUGCGUUGCCCGCUGACCCGGAUGUUGUCGCAAAGAGGCUUGGGCUAAAUUAAGACUGGAUCAUGUAAAGUCAGCAGCGCUGGGUUCUGUGCUUAUCAAUACCCUACUUAAGCUAAUCAGGCGAGCAUGCCGCAUAAGAAUGACUUUUACUCGGAGCUUUUCUGAACUUCGUACUGCUUUU
Messenger RNA from Aspergillus vadensis CBS 113365, 1067 nucleotides. RefSeq names its product polysaccharide deacetylase family protein. The record is from RefSeq and is a predicted model, not a curated record. The transcript has 4 exons. The coding region runs from base 1 to 939 and encodes 312 amino acids. Gene Ontology annotation, biological process: carbohydrate metabolic process. Gene Ontology annotation, molecular function: hydrolase activity, acting on carbon-nitrogen (but not peptide) bonds. NCBI's taxonomy places the organism in Eukaryota, Fungi, Ascomycota, Eurotiomycetes, Eurotiales, Aspergillaceae.